GCUCCAAAAUGGAAGUAACACGGGGUUAUCUAAAAGCGUUCAAUAGAGAAAAGCGAAUUCUAAAAAUAUUUGGAAUAUAUCCACUUGAGAAAAUGCAAUUGAAAUAUCUACGAUUCAUCGUGUGUUUUACCAUAAAUUUUAUACAGUUGGCUCUAAUUAUGAUACUUCUAGUAGUGAACGACAUUGAGAACUUUAUGGAAGCCUUGCAUUUUAUGACAAUUACGAUAACUGUAUUGUCUAAGAUAUCUCGUCUAUUUAUGGCUGCGAAAGAUAUGAAAGACAUAGAAAAUUAUUUGGCCAAUUUCGAGACAUCAAAAAUCCCACAUGGUAUAGUUGGUUAUGUUAUUGAUGAAGCAUAUUUCAGGGAUCGGUUCUAUCUACCACAAUGGACUUUGAUAACAUUUUUGACGUUACUCCAGCUUGCCACCUGUCUCAUUUUUCAUAAUCAGAGACUAGUAUUCAUCGUUAGUUGGUUUCCAUUCGAUCUUCAAAAACCGGAGUUUUAUUUUCCCACAGUUAUUUUCCAAAUAAUCGUUUUAAUUUUUAAUGCUUUCCCUAAUAUUGCCAUUGAUACGACAUAUUAUGUCUUAGUUGAUAUAGCAUGCUGUGAAUUAGACAUUUUGAUGUACAAAUUAACAAAUUUGGAUCCAUCAAAAAAUACAAACGAUACAAUUAAAGAAUUGAAAGAGGAUGUUAUUUGUCAUCAAACGAUUUUAAGAUUCAUUCUCUGUGUACAAAACAAUGUAUUUGCCGGAUUAAUGUUUCUACAAUGUAUUGGAAGUAUAAUAACCAUAUGCGUAUUGGGAUUUCAAUUUACUACUACGUUUCAGAGGAAUUGGUUUAAUUUUGUACAGCACAUGGUAUAUGGUUCGUCUAUGAUUUUUCAAAUAUUCUGCUACACUUGGUUUGGAGAAAAGUUUACCAGAAAGAGUCAAGAAAUCACUCAGGCUUGUUAUAUGUCAAGAUGGAAUGAAUGUGAUAUUAGAAUUCAAAAAAUACUACUUAAUAUCAUGACACGAUCCAUAAAACCUUUAUAUUUGACUUCUUAUAUAUUCGAUUUGACGUUACAAACAUUUAUUAAGGUUUUGAAGUCCUCGUAUUCUUAUAUGGCUUUACUGAAUACCAUAUAUAGUCAAUAGAUUCAUGAUUUAUGUGGCAGUUUACACAGUCUACAACCUUAUAUAGUGACCAGGAAAACACCAAUAAACAUUUAGUUGAUUAGUUUUAUUGUGAUAGAAUGUCAAUCAAAUAUUAUUACUAGCUUGACAAUGAAAUAAAAAAUAAAAGCAUGU
Molecule: messenger RNA, 1292 nt
Organism: Diorhabda sublineata
Lineage: Eukaryota; Metazoa; Arthropoda; Insecta; Coleoptera; Chrysomelidae
Product: odorant receptor 9a-like
Exons: 7
Coding region: 9-1139 (376 amino acids)
Biological process (GO): sensory perception of smell; detection of chemical stimulus involved in sensory perception of smell
Cellular component (GO): plasma membrane
Molecular function (GO): olfactory receptor activity; odorant binding
Source: RefSeq, a predicted model, not a curated record